Messenger RNA from Danio aesculapii, 2438 nucleotides. Its product is annotated as zinc finger protein 239-like. Gene Ontology annotation, biological process: central nervous system development; regulation of transcription by RNA polymerase II. Gene Ontology annotation, molecular function: DNA-binding transcription factor activity, RNA polymerase II-specific; RNA polymerase II cis-regulatory region sequence-specific DNA binding. NCBI's taxonomy places the organism in Eukaryota, Metazoa, Chordata, Actinopteri, Cypriniformes, Danionidae. The coding region runs from base 173 to 1273 and encodes 366 amino acids. The transcript has 3 exons. The record is from RefSeq and is a predicted model, not a curated record. Gene Ontology annotation, cellular component: nucleus.
UUUUGUUUAAAUCGUGCUCUUUGUCAUUAAGUUGUUCUCUUGUUGAUUUAGUAGUUAUUGGUGAUUAUAGUACUGAAGUGAACACUCAUCAGUGCCGACCGUUAGUAUUAAACUGCCGCCAGAUUCAAAUGAGUUUUUUGCUAGUAGUGCUGUGGAACAUCCACGUGGGAAAAUGAGUGAUCCAGAACCCUGCAGAAUUAAACAGGAAGAGACUGAAGAACAAUCAGACUUAAUUGAAGAGAACGAGGAUAGUGAAGAGGAGAAACAACAUGUCAAAGCUGAAAAUACACCUCAAUUACAGACUUCUGAUACUUAUUUUAUGAAUAGAAGCAAGAAUCAUUGCAUCUGCACUGAGUGUGGGAAGAGUUUCAGAGUGUCAUCAUCCCUUAAAAGACACAUGAUGAUCCACACUGGAGAGAAACCAUUCACCUGCACUCAGUGUGGGAAGAGUUACAGACAAUUAUCAUACCUUAAUAAUCACAUGAGGAUUCACACUGGAGAGAAACCAUUCACAUGUACUGAGUGUGGGAGGAGUUUCACACAAUUAACAUAUUUUAAUCGACACAUGAUGAUCCACACUGGAGAGAAACCACACAGAUGUGAUCAAUGCGGCAAAACUUUUUUGAGCUCGUCACAGCUGAGGAUGCAUCUCAGAGUUCAUACAAAGGAGAAACCGUAUUCCUGUUCUGAGUGUGGAAAGAGUUUUGCACAGCAGGCAAAUUUAAGAAAACAUCAGAAGAUCCACACUGGUGUGAAAGAGCAUAUGUGCUUUGAGUGUGAUAAGAGUUUUAUUACAGCUGCAGAAUUAAAACUGCACCAGAGGAUUCACACUGGAGAGAAACCUUACAAGUGUUCACACUGCAACAAGGGAUUUGGUCAGUUAGGAAGACUGAAAGCACAUGAAAUUAUUCACACUGGAGAGAAACCGUACAAGUGUUCACACUGUGACAAGGGAUUCAGUCAGUUAGGAAAACUGAAAACGCAUCAAAUGAUUCACACGGGAGAGAAACCGUACAAGUGUUCACACUGUAAUAAGAGAUUUUAUAGUUUAGAGCAUCUGAAAAGACAUGAGAGGAUUCACACUGGAGAGAAACCUUUCAAGUGUUCACACUGCAACAAGGGAUUCAGUCAGUCAGGAAGUCUGAAAACACAUGAGAGGAUUCACACUGGAGAGAAACCGUACACGUGUGAUCAGUGUCUGAAGAGUUUCCCACGUUCAUUUCAUCUUAAAGAACACAUGAAAAUCCACAGUGGAGAAAAGCUGAACAAAUGACAUCAAAGCGGCAAAACAGUUUCUUGUGUGCUAAGGGUGUUUCAUGUCUGGACAUCAGAAAACUUUGACUUUCUUGGGAAUCAAUCACUCUGAAAUUAGACUGGUCUACUGUGAUGUUCCUCAGGGAUCUGUCUUGGGUCCCCUAUUGUUUAAUAUGUACAUGAGGUUGGACGGUAAAAUCCCUGGUUUUAGACCACAAUAAUUCAUUAGAGAGUGAAGGUGGACUUACCUGAGAACAAUGAUUUUCGCUGCUGGCACCAUUGAAACCAAUGUUUGGCAAUUGGCACUUGUGAGCAAAAGUUUGACUAUAGCAGCCCGGCCAUGUAUAUUGAUAAAGAAUGCCCGUAGACGUGAUGUUCAAGCAGGUAUUCAGGGACCCUGGAGUAGUGGAUUAUAGUACAUACGCCAAGACUUUACUCUCUCGUCUCCAUGAAGCAGCAACCAUUAUACAACAGCAUUCUGCAAAAGAGCAACAAAAACAAGCUCAGGGAUAUAACACAAGAGUAAAGGGCACGCAUUUGAACAUUGGAGAUCAUGUACUGAUUGUUAAUAAGGAAGAGAGAGGAAGGAGGAAACUCACUGAUAAGUGGGAGUAAACAGUCUAUAGCAGGGGUCACCAAUCUCGGUCCAGGAGGGCCGGUGUCCCUGCAGGGUUUAGCUCCAACUUGCCUCAACACACCUGCCUGGGUGUUUCAAGUAUACCCAGUAAGACCUUGAUUAGCUUGUUCAGGUGUGUUUGAUUAGGGUUGGAGCUAAAAUCUGUAGGACACCGGCCCUCCAGGAACAAGUUUGGUGAUCCCUGGUCUAUAGAGUCAUCAAACAGAACCCUCGGACACCUGUGGACAAUAACAGAGCUAAAAGAGUUGUACAUCGCAAUCUCUUGCUAGACAUCAGCUUUUGACCUGCUCAAAUGGAAUUUGGGGGAGCUAGUGAUUUGCAUUUAGAUGACGUGAUGAGGAAGAGUAAGUUGCUACCUCAAAGACAGAGGACCUCUCAGAUUGUUUGGAGAGCAGUUGUUCAGAGGAACGAACAAGUCUUUGGGUGCUGGAUGGAACGGAACAUUCACUGGGUCAAAGCACUGGGUGGUUCUAUACUGAGGGAGGACAGGCAAGUCAGGAUGAUGAUUGCUCUGAGAAAUCUUUCGACGAUGAGAGUCAUACAACAG